GAGGGAUACAAACCACUUCAGAGGGUAAAGUGCGGUACUGACCAGUCUCAGUCCUCCUUAGCUUCAUUGAGUAACCGGUUUUGGGCUGCAGGGUGAUAUGGCUGUGGCAAUAAUUGGAGGAUAAAACUGAAUCAUCCACAUAACAGUGGUUUCCAGUGUGCUGAUGUCCUCCAGAAGGAGCAGGGCGCAGGACACAAGAAUGGACAACAGUCUAAAUACCAGAAAAUCUCCUGCACCCAGCUGUGUGUCCAUGAAGAGUCACCAGUCAAUAGAUGAUGUCAUCAACUUCAGUUCUGACCUGAGCUGACAGCUUACCUCCAUAUGGACGGUUUUACCACUGUUACCAGUUUGCCCAGUAGCUCGCCAUGUGCGUCGGAGGACUUGAGACGCAGAGAGGAGUUGUCCAUGACUACAGAGUUCGAGUUCGGCGAAGAACGGUUCCAGAAAGCGAUCUAAAUGAUAGAGAAUCUCCUGCACCCAGCUGUGUGUCCAUGAAGAGUCACCAGUCAAUAGAUGAUGUCAUCAACUUCGGUUCUGGAGUCUCUACUGACACGAGAAAACUCAACAAGAACAAAGAAGAUGAACAUCAGAGCAUAUUUGCAUUUGCUGCGAGAAAGAUAAACCAGGCAGAUCUCUCCAACACACGUCAAACAAAACUUGCCCUAUUGUGCCUGCAACAGCACAAAUCCAGACUGCGAGAGAAAUUCCAGAGGUUACACGAAGGAAUAGCCUAUCAGGGGAAUCUAACACUUCUAAAUGAGAUCUACACAGAGCUGUUCAUCACAAAGGGAAACAGUGGAGAGGUCAAUAAGGAGCAUGAAGUGAGGCAGAUUGAGAUGUCCAGAAGGCCAGACAUGCGGGAAAUACCAAUUCAAUGCAAUGAUAUCUUUAAAGUCUCACCUGGACAGUUCAAAUCCAUCAGAAGUGUUUUGACAAGAGGAGUCGCCGGCAUCGGAAAAACGGUGUCUGUGCAGAAGUUCAUUCUGGACUGGGCUGAGGGAAAGGCAAACCAGGACGUUCACCUUAUAUUCCCACUUCCUUUCAGGGAGUUGAAUUUAAUGAAGGACGAAGAGAUCAGUCUAAUGGAGCUUCUCCAUCAAUUUUUCCCAGAUAUAAAGAAACUCAGCGCAUCAUUCCUUUAUGAUUACAGAGUUAUGUUUAUCUUUGAUGGACUUGAUGAAUGUCGACUUCCUUUAAAUUUCCAAAGCAAUCAGACCAUGUCUGAUGCCACACACUGCGCUUCAGCGGAUGUGCUGCUGACCAACCUCAUCCAAGGGAAGCUGCUUCCUUCUGCACUAAUAUGGAUUACCUCUCGACCAGCAGCAGCCAGUCAAAUUCCUCCAGAGUGUGUUGAUCAGCUCACAGAGGUACGUGGAUUUAGCGAUCUGCAAAAAGAACAGUAUUUCAGAAAGAAGAUACAAGAUCAGAGCCUAGCCAACAGAAUCAUCCCAUAUAUCAAAUCCUCAAGAAGCCUGCACAUCAUGUGCCACAUACCAGUCUUCUGCUGGAUCUCGGCCACUGUUCUAGAGAGAUUGUUGAGUAAAGCGGAGAGUGCGGAGAUCCCCAGAACACUCACGCAAAUGUUCACACACUUCCUGAUUGUUCAGACCAAACUGAAGAGCCAGAAGUAUGACGAGAAUCGUGAGGUAGAUCUUCAAAAAGUCAGUAAGAGUAUAUGUUCACUGGGCAAACUGGCCUUUGAACAACUGAAAAGUGGGAACCUUAUAUUCUACGAGGAGGACCUGAUACAAUGCGGCAUUGAUGUCAGAGAUAUAUCGGUGUACUCGGGAGUUUGUACCCAGAUCUUCAGAGAGGAGUCUGGACUGUGUCUGGGAAAGGUGUACAGCUUUGUGCAUCUUAGCAUUCAGGAGUUUCUUGCUGCUCUAUUCAGGUUCCUCUCCUUUGUUUCAGACAAGAAACAUGAGUCUGAAAUAACCAAUUGCCUUAAGAAGGAAGUGGACAAGGCUUUGCAGAGUGAGAAUGGACACAUGGAUCUUUUUCUGCGCUUUCUUCUGGGCAUCUCAUUGGAGUCCAAUCAGAAUCUCCUGCGAGGUAUACUAACACAAACAGUGAACACAUCUCAGAGUUGUCUGGAAAUUGCAGAGUACAUCAAGGAGAAGAUCAGGGAGGAUCAGUUUCCAGAGAAAUCCAUCAACCUGUUUCACUGUUUGAACGAACUGAAUGAUCAUUCUCUAGAGCAGGAAGUCCAAACGUACCUGAAAGGAUCUCGUGUCAAUCGUCUUGCUGAAGUUAGCCUCUCUCCUGCUGAGUGGUCAGCUUUGGUGUUUGUGUUACUGAACUCAGAAGAGGAGAUGAAUGAGUUUGAACUAAGUAAAUACCAUCAAUCUGAAGAAACUCUUCUGAGGCUGAUGCCAGUUGUCAAAGUUUGCAGAAAGGCCAAUCUGAGUGGCUGUUUUCUCACAUGGAAAAUCUGUUCAGCCCUGGCCGAUGCUCUCAGAGGUUUGAGAGUGCUGAACUUGAGUCAUAAUAACCUGCAGGAUUCAGGACUGAAGCUGCUCUCUGCUGGACUGAAAAACUUUACCUGUAAACUCGAGACAUUAGAGCUGUAUAACUGCAGUAUUGGAGAAGAAGGUUUCGCAGCACUGGCUUCAGCUCUGAGAUCAAACCCUUCACACUUAAGAGAACUGGACCUGAGCUGGAAUAAUCCUGAAGUCUCAGGAGUUAAGUUCCUCUCUGAUGUGCUGAAGGAUCCACACUGCAAACUCAAGAAACUACAGCUGUAUAGAUGCAGUAUUGGAGAGGAAGGUUUUGCUUUCCUGGCUUCAGCUCUGAGAUCAAACCCCUCACACAUUAGAGAACUGAACCUGAGCUCCAAUAAACCAGGAAAUUCAGGAGUAAAGCUGAUCUCUGUUCUGCUGGAGGAUCCACAAUGUAAACUGCACAAACUACAGCUGUCAGAUUGCGGUAUGGAAGAGGAAGGUUGUGCCGCUCUGGCUUCAGCUUUGAAAUCCAACCCCUCGCAUCUAAAAGAGCUGAAUCUGAGCUCUAAUAAACUAGGAGAUUCAGCAUUGAAGCUGCUCUGUGAUCUACUGGAGGAUCCACACUGUACACUGGUCAAACUAAAUUUCUUGCCUUAUCUGCCAAGUCACUCAUGCAAGAUAAAACUAUCAACUCGUCUCUGAUGAGCACGACAGACUGACCUCUGCUGGAUAAACACCUGAACUGACCAGCAGCAUUCAACAUCAGUGCUAUCUGAUGUUUGCACACAGCUCUGAGUGUAGUAUUAAUAUUGUGUGUGAUUUAAUACUGUGAUAUUCAAACGAUACACCACAGUAAGUUGCAAACUACUUUCAGGUAUAAUUACAGUCAUACAUGAAUGUCAAUGUACAUGGACCAUCACGCAAAGAUCAGUAUCAGAACAGUAAUCCCACAAAACCAGUGAUGAGGGUCUGAUUUUGAAAACAGAGAUUUAUACAUCAACUGAAAAAUAAACAAGUUUUCCAUUGAUGUAUGGUUUGGUAGGAUAGGACAAUAUUUAGCCAAGAUACAACUGUAUGACAAUCUGGAAUCUGAUCAAAAAACAAACAUAAAUUGUCUAAAUGAGGUUGGAACGCACAUUACUCAUCAAAAAAUAAAUGUUAAUAUAUUUACAGUAGAAAAUAUCCUCAAAAAUGUUGCUGUGCAAUGCAAGAGAAUUAUUUUGUGCUUACAAAAUAACCCUUUGUAUGUAAUGUGCUCCAGGGUCAUAUAUUAUAUAUACAGCGGAGACUGAACUUGUGAACUGUGUAGUUACACAAAUAUUGCAGCUUGACGUUGGACCAAAUUAUGUAACUUUUUUAUACACUCACUGGCCACUUUAUUAGGUACACCUUACUAGUAUCGAGUUGGACCCCCUUUUGCCUUCAGAACUGCCGUAAUCCUUCGUGGCAUAGAUUCAACAAGGUACUGGGAAUAUUCCUCAGAGAUUUUGGUCCAUAUUGACUUGAUAGCAUCACACACUUGCUGCAGAUGUGAAUCUCCCAUUCCACCACACCCCAAAGGUGCUCUAUUGCAUUGAGAUCUGGUGACUGUGGAGGCCAUUUGAGUACAGUGAACUCAUUGUCAUGUUCAAGAAACCAGUCUGAGAUGAUUCACGCUUUAUGACAUGGCGUGUCAUUAUUCUGCUGGAAGUAGCCAUCAGAAGAUGGGUACACUGUUGUGUGUUGUGUUGUGUACACUGUUAGGCUGUGGUGUUGACAGAAUGCUAAAUUGGUACUAAUUGACCCAAAGUGUGCCGAGAAAGUAUCAUCCACACCAUUACACCACCACCACCAGCCUGAACUGUUGAUACAAGGCAGGAUGGAUCCAUGCUUUCAUGUUCUUAAUGGCAAAUUUUGACCCUACCAUCUGAAUGAUGCAGCAGAAAUGGAGACUCAUCAGACCAGGCAAUGUAAUAAUGAAGUGUAUCAUAUAAUAAUAAUAUAGUAUAGUAUAGUAUAAUAAUAGUAUAAUAAUGAAUCUAAUAAAGUGGCUGGUGGAUGUCUGUAUAGUGGUUAAAUGUGAAAUAUAAUUAAUGUGUGGUGUAUAUAUAAUGGCAAUAUUUGGCUGUAAUCAUCUGUUGUUUACUCCAGAUUGCAAUUGUAAGCUUUACAAGAAAUGCUAUAUGAAAACU
Molecule: messenger RNA, 4612 nt
Organism: Danio aesculapii
Lineage: Eukaryota; Metazoa; Chordata; Actinopteri; Cypriniformes; Danionidae
Product: NLR family CARD domain-containing protein 3
Exons: 13
Coding region: 366-3143 (925 amino acids)
Molecular function (GO): protein binding
Source: RefSeq, a predicted model, not a curated record